Mobula hypostoma (lesser devil ray) is the source of this 552-nucleotide messenger RNA. RefSeq names its product platelet-activating factor receptor-like. Gene Ontology annotation, cellular component: membrane. Gene Ontology annotation, biological process: behavioral response to pain; G protein-coupled receptor signaling pathway; chemotaxis. NCBI's taxonomy places the organism in Eukaryota, Metazoa, Chordata, Chondrichthyes, Myliobatiformes, Myliobatidae. Bases 1 to 552 code for a protein of 183 amino acids. The record is from RefSeq and is a predicted model, not a curated record. Gene Ontology annotation, molecular function: platelet activating factor receptor activity. The transcript has a single exon.
AUGACCUGCACGAACGACAAAUUAUACCAGUCAUCUGCAUUUGCACCCAGAUUUUUCGUUGUAAUCUACAGUCUUCUCUUUAUUAUAGGGCUUCCGGAAAACAUCGUAGCAUGCUUUUAUUUAUUAUACAACAAAGCCAAUAAAAGACUGACUGAAGUCAAAAUCUACAUGAUCAAUUUGACACUGGCGGACCUGAUGUUCGUUGUGUUUCUUCCAGUCUGGGUCGAUUAUUACAAUAACGGAAGAAACUGGAGAUUAUCCGACCGUGCGUGCGGUUUCUUUGGGUCUCUGUUUUACAUCAACACCUACAGCACUCUCUGCUUCUUGUCACUGAUAAGCUUCAGCCGCUACCUCGCUGUCUCACGGCCGCUGAAAACAGCUCAGACGAAGCAGGUGGUAAGAGCUGUCAUCCUUACCGCUGUAAUAUGGACAGGAACUCUGGGUGCUUCUAUACCUAUUUUGAUCACAAACAGUAACCACACCAAUAAAAGAGAGGACAACAAAACAAGUUGUUUUGAAAAUUAUGUGAAUGACCGGUGGGAUCAGGUUUAG